GGAGUCGGAGGCGUCGCAGGAUGCGGGACAGAAGAAGAUUCUUCUGCAGACAGCCGAGGGAGGUCCAGACCUGGACCUGCCAGAUGAUGAGAGGGACGAGGAUGACUCAUCCCACAGGAUGAUGUGAUGAAGAGGAAGAAGAGUCACACACGAGUUGACAAAUACAGACACUCAGACGAGGACAAGAGGAGCUGCUGUGUGGGUCUCAACAUGGACCUGCAGAACCUCAGCUCGGAGGAGUCCGUCCAGAAGCUGCUCUCUGUGGAGACCUUCCUGCAGAUCUGCGGUCAGUACGGGUACGGAGGAGACCUCCAGGACGUGGUGGCGCGGGAGUUUCCCCGGAUCAAAGGAGUGACGUAUCUGGAUCACGCAGGUGCCACUCUCUUCCCGGAGUCUCUGCUCAGAGAUUACUUCCGGGACAUUUCCACCAACGUUUAUGGAAACCCUCACAGCCAUCACCCCAGCAGCAGGCUGACACACGACACGGUGGAGCGAGUCAGAGACAGGGUGUUGCAGCACUUUAACACCACCUCUGAGGAACACUCCGUGAUCUUCACCUCUGGCGCCACGGCCGCCCUCAAGCUGGUGGCUGAGAGCUUCCCGUGGCGCCGGCAGACGCAGCGCGAGGCGGGGAGCUGCUUCAGCUUCCUGACCGACAGCCACACCUCCGUGGUGGGCAUGAGGGGGCUCGCCUCGGGCCUAGGGGCGACCGUUCUCCCCGUCACCCCAGAGCAGCUGAGGAGCGGCGAGGGGGCGGAGCUUCAGGGCGACGCUUGCCAAACGCCACAUCUUUUCUGCUUCCCGGCGCAGAGCAACUUCUCAGGCAGGAAGUACCCUCUGAGCCUGGUGCGGGACAUCCAGGCCAGGAGACUCCGCCCCGCCUCGGACCUGCGGGGCCGCUGGUUCGUGCUGCUGGACGCCGCCUCCUACGUGGGCUGCUCGCCCCUCAACCUGCAGAGCUGCCCUGCCGACUUCGUCUGCGUCUCUUUCUACAAGAUGUUCGGUUUCCCCACCGGUCUGGGCGCUCUGCUGGUCCGGCGCCGCGCCGCCGGGAUGCUCAGGAAGGCCUACUUCGGAGGCGGCACAGCAGCAGCUUACCUGYCUGCAGAGGAUUAUUAUGUGCCGACAGCAGCCGUCUCUGACAGGUUUGAAGACGGAACCGUCUCUUUCCUGGACAUAAUCGCUUUAAAUCACGGGUUUGAGUCUCUGCUCAGGAUCACAGGGAGCAUGCACAACAUCCAGCAGCACACGUUCGGCUUGGCUCGUUACACUUACAUGCUGCUCUCCAGCCUUCGCCAUGGCAACGGGCGCCCGGCGGCUCAGAUUUACACCGAAGGCYGGUUUGAGAGUCCGGGCGCUCAGGGAGCAAUCCUGAACUUCAGCCUGCUGGAUUCUGCUGGGCAGAUAAUUGGAUAUUCACAGGUGGACAGGAUGGCUGCUCUCUACAACAUUCAUGUCCGGACCGGUUGUUUCUGCAACACCGGCGCCUGCCAGCGCUUCCUCGGAAUCACCGACCAGCAGCUGAAGAGGAAUCUGCAGGCGGGUCAUGUCUGCGGGGACAGCGUGGACCUGGUGGACGGCCGGCCGACCGGAUCCAUCCGAGUCUCCUUCGGCUACAUGUCCACAUUCGAGGACUGUCAGAACUUCCUGAACUUUGUCGUGGAGUGCUUCGUGGAGAAACCAGUCAGAGUGGACCGGGCCAGGCUCCAGGAGCUCCGGGCGCGUCGAGCAGAAGAGGAAACUCUCACCGGUGAGAACCGCAGAACACCUGAGACGAAAUCCACCGAAGAACCACGGGAAGAAUCGGAACGAGAGGAGCUAAAAGUCCUCGGAGCCGCUCACACUCUGACCAACAUCUUCAUCUACCCCGUCAAAUCCUGCGCUGCGCUCGAGGUCCAGGAGUGGCCCGUGGGCCCGCUGGGCCUGCUGUACGACAGGGUCUGGAUGGUGGUGAACGGGAACGGCGUGUGUCUGAGUCAGAAGAGGGAGGCCCGCUUGUGCCWGAUCCACCCUGAGGUCCACCUGGACUCCAACAAACUGGUCCUCCGGGCCUCGGGGAUGGAUCCGGUCUCCGUUCCUCUGGGAUGUGACGUUCAGGYGUCUCAGAUGUGUCGGAGGAAGGUUUGUGGCGACAGGGUGGACACGUUGGACUGUGGAGACGAAGCUGCGUCGUGGCUCUCGGAGUUCCUCGGUCAGACGUGCCGCCUGAUCAGACAGAGUCCUGAUUCCAGCCGAGGACUGAGGAAGACUCCUGAUGGAGGUGACGUUCGGUGUUUACCUGAACCAUCACAGCUCUGAAGGUUCUGCUGCAGCCCGGGUUCUGUCUGUCGGUUCCCUCGUUCAGCCUGAGACCCCCUCCUGAUUUAUCCUGGGGGGCCUCAGGCGGCCAUCUUGAAUCAUGCUGACUCCAAAAAUUAACCAGUAGAAACAUAAAUAUUCAGUACUUUGUACGAUAAUAUCCUUUAAUUUGUACAUUUUAUUAAUAUUUGUAAUAUUUUUUAUGCUUUGAUUUGAUGUCUGAAAUUUAAAUCUGUUGUUCUUAAAAGAAAUGAUUUUUAACAACGUUUAAAACACAAAAUGUUGUUUUUACAUUCAAAAUGAAGUACUUUAUUUUACCACUAAAUUCUAAAUAUAUUUUAUUUCCA
Molecule: messenger RNA, 2645 nt
Organism: Austrofundulus limnaeus
Lineage: Eukaryota; Metazoa; Chordata; Actinopteri; Cyprinodontiformes; Rivulidae
Gene: mocos
Product: molybdenum cofactor sulfurase
Biological process (GO): Mo-molybdopterin cofactor biosynthetic process
Molecular function (GO): molybdenum cofactor sulfurtransferase activity; pyridoxal phosphate binding; molybdenum ion binding
Source: RefSeq, a predicted model, not a curated record